CUUGAUACUCUAGUAAUUUUUAACAACUCUCUUGAUAUAUAAAAUCUUUCAAAUUAGGGUCAUUGUGGUUUAAAAAUAAAGCAAGUGGCAUUGUUUAGCUUUUAUUAAAAAAAGAUGAAUCAAAUAUCGUGUAUAUUGAUGGCGGUGCUGGCUUUGUGUUACGUUAUUCAUUGUAAGGAUUUAAGAUCUGACGAUAAUACUUUAUGCUCCGAAAUAGAUUGUCUGAAUACAAAGGAUAUAGUACGAAGUAAAAGAGAUGCUGCAAGUAUCAUUGGUUCAGUUGGAAAUCUGGUGACGGGUAUUUUGGAUUCAAAUUGGAGAGGAAUUGAAAAGGUCCAAAGGCAAAAAAGGAAAAAGAAUGUUUUUAUUGGCCCGGGGAAAAACAACAGGAACAAAAUCUAUAUAAACAGAAGAUACAAUUAUAAUUAAGUGUAACUUAUAUUAUCACGAACUGCUAAGUGUCAAAAUCACAUAACCACAUAUAUACAUGUAAACCUAUAACUAUAUAACCUAUUUGGACAGAAAAAUUAUUCUGAAAUACCGAGAAUGUCUAGAUACUAGUUUAUAAGAAGUAAUUAAUAUAUUAAAUAA
Danaus plexippus (monarch butterfly) is the source of this 591-nucleotide messenger RNA. RefSeq lists its product as uncharacterized. Bases 115 to 429 code for a protein of 104 amino acids. NCBI's taxonomy places the organism in Eukaryota, Metazoa, Arthropoda, Insecta, Lepidoptera, Nymphalidae. The record is from RefSeq and is a predicted model, not a curated record. The transcript has 5 exons.